CGCCUGCGGCAAGUGCUAAAACCAGGAACUGGCUAUGUAGUUUUGACGAAGAAACAAAAACAAAAAAAGAGUAAGCAUACAAUGACACUUCAGCAGGCGCGUAAUAGCAAUAUCGAUCCUCUAGCUCUUGAUGAAACUGAAGAGGAAAUUAUAGAUCAAGAGCAAAGGGACACUUGGGACAGUGAGCCGUUAUCACAGAUCCCCUUCAAAAUUCUUCAAGGCCAUUCUGAAGCUGUUAGUGGCUGCCAUUUCUGCUUUGAUGAUGCAAGAAUAAUUACUUGUUCUCAUGAUGGUACAGUAAAACUCUGGGAUAUUCCCAACUGUACCCCUGUGUGUACCUUUGAUGGUGGACAUACGUCUCCAAUCACUGAAUGUUGCAUAAGUUCUGAUAACAAAAGGUUGAUAACAUCAUCGUGGGAUAAAACAGUUAAGGCAUGGGAUGUGGAAACUGCAAAGGUUCUGUGGACUGCACAUCUUGCAGGCCUUGUUACAUCAUGUGAUAUUUCUCUUGAUGGCAAAUUUGUUGCAGCAGGUUCUGAUGUAGAAAACGGAGUGUUGAUUGUAGAUGCUACAAAUGGCAAGUAUGUGUCAAAACUUAAAGAUCACCAUUUGAGUACUGUUACCAGCUGCCGUUUUGACCCAGACAUACAGCGUGUAGCAUCUGUGUCUGCUGAUAAAGCAGUCAAACUUUGGGAUAUGAUAGCCCAGAAGACUACUAUUACAUUAAUGAACAAACACAGCAAUGUGAUUUCAGACUGCUGUUUCAGUAUGAAUGGACGUUUCUUAUGCACAGCAUCAUGGGACAAAACUUUACUUUUAUGGGAUAUCAAGACUGGAAAGUUUCGUUCUUCUGGCCCUGUAAUUCUGAGUAAUGGGCAUGAAGGCUCAGUCAGUUCCUGUGUUUUUUCAAAAGAUGCAUCUGUGGUAGUAUCUGGUGCCUACGACAGAACAGUGUCUAUCUGGGAUACUGAAGGAGAAUGUAAGAAGCUCACACUGAAGGGACAUCAGGACUGGGUGAUGGAUGUUGCAGUAAGUACUGAUAAGAACUGGAUUCUGUCUUCUUCAAAGGACUGCACUAUUAGACUGUGGAAUAUUCAGAAAUCAGACCAUAUCCGUGCAGUUAUAGAAACCAGAAGAGUGAUGGGCCUGAAAAUUAUUCAGUGUGAAGAAUGCCAAAAGCCAUUCUGUAUAUCACAGCUUAUAGAUGCAGAUGUUAUUACCACAUGUGUUUUUUGUCGACUGGCCUCCCCGACUCGAAACAUAUUUCCAUCUCCUCCUUUCAGCUGAUACUAGCAACAGUUAAACAGCUUUGCACCUGUGAUGCAAAACCAUGUAGUGGCAGGCAUGGGAAAAGAAGGAACAAUUUUACUUCCCCCUCCAGGGAAAAUAUAGAUUGAUACACUAUUUAUUAGAGCAAAAUAAUAUCAUUUUAUUAAUAAAAGUAUUAGUAUAUGCAUGUUAUUUGAAUUAUUUAUAAUUAAACCUAAUUUCUAAUAAAAUA
Protopterus annectens (West African lungfish) is the source of this 1501-nucleotide messenger RNA. It is a transcript of the gene WDR88, whose product is annotated as WD repeat domain 88. The transcript has 11 exons. Lineage: Eukaryota; Metazoa; Chordata; Ceratodontiformes; Protopteridae. The record is from RefSeq and is a predicted model, not a curated record. Gene Ontology annotation, molecular function: protein binding. Bases 82 to 1287 code for a protein of 401 amino acids.